Molecule: messenger RNA, 2284 nt
Organism: Bombina bombina (fire-bellied toad)
Lineage: Eukaryota; Metazoa; Chordata; Amphibia; Anura; Bombinatoridae
Gene: R3HDML
Product: R3H domain containing like
Exons: 6
Coding region: 135-890 (251 amino acids)
Source: RefSeq, a predicted model, not a curated record
AAAUUUCUCUGCCACAUGUGUAUGACCAGUUUAUUUGCAAAGGUCAGUCCUUGAGUUUGCAGCUAACACAUUUCAGCUGUUCCACACUCAUUCAUCAAGGUAGAAGUAAAUAAUAUUAAGCACUUCAGAUCAAGAUGACUUUAUUGCAUAUCCAUCUUUACUUCACUGGCCUGCUCCUGUGGAUUAUACAACUAUCUAAUGUAUUAGCCAAAGCUACUGAACUGCUACAUCCAUCCAAUACCACAGAAGCUGAUCUCGUUUUUGGCAUUGGAAUUCCAAGAAAUAGACGAAAACGUUAUAUUUCUCCACGAGACAUGAGUGCACUCCUGGAUUAUCAUAACCAGGUGCGGUCAAAAGUAUUUCCUCCAGCUGCUAACAUGGAAUACAUGGUAUGGGAUGAAAGAUUAGCAAAGUCUGCGGAAUCCUGGGCAAACCAGUGUAAAUGGGACCACGGACCAGCUCAGCUCAUGCGCUAUAUAGGUCAGAAUCUCUCCAUUCAUUCUGGAAGGUACCGCUCAGUUGUAGAGCUUGUUAAAGCUUGGUACGAUGAACGACAACAUUAUUCCUUCCCAUAUCCACGGGAGUGUAAUCCAAGUUGUCCAAGUAAAUGCAGUGGAUCUGUGUGCAGCCACUAUACACAGAUGGUGUGGGCAUCAUCAAACAGAAUGGGCUGUGCUAUUAAUACCUGUACAAAUAUCAAUGUUUGGGGAAGUACGUGGCGAAAAGCAGUGUAUCUGGUGUGCAAUUAUUCUAUAAAGGGUAACUGGAUAGGUGAAGCUCCUUACAAGCUGGGACGACCUUGCUCAGCUUGCCCUCCCAGUUAUGGAGGAGUCUGCAACAACAACAUGUGCUAUUCUGGAGUCAAAUCCAAUAAACUAACUUGGUUUUAGUAUAUUUAAUCUAGGGGCUGUUUUUUUAUAUAUCAAAAACAUAAAUCUGAAUGGCAUAUUUUGGAUGAAUGAUGGGUAUGUACGUAAAUGCUGUAAGGCAGAGGUGAAACGUUGUUUUCAUCCUAUUGUUAUAUACAUUCUUUCUUUAUAUCUUUUGUACCAACGCUAUCAUAAUAUCAGUUUUUUUAUGGAUAGAUUACCAGGAAUUGUACAGAUUAUCAGAAACAUGUUAAACUAUGUUAAACAUUUCCUUAGUACAUUGAACUAACAAUGUUAUCUUGCAGUACCACAUAUUCAUUGGAACACCAAACACAAGGCAUUGCUUUAAUUAAAUGCAGCACAUUGUUCUCCAUGGAGGUUCUAGGCUCUAAGCAUCCCCUUUUUUAUUUUACCACCUCCAGCCACAAAGAUGCCAACUAGCAUAUAUUAUUCAGAUUUUAUGCCCAGUGUACUACCCAGGACAAAGAGAUGGGCAAAGUAAUUUGAAGGGUUAAUUUUAAAAAGGUAGUUUAAGAUGAUGAGGUGCCGCCCACCAGUACAAAUCUCCACUUGUGACAUUUAGCAUUAUGGCCAACUUUGUUACAAUAUUUUUUGGCAAAACCACUCCUGACUCCUCUUAUACUUUAGAUACUUUAGAUUGUUGAGUUCAAAAAAGCAGACAAAACUUAAAGACAACCUUGUGAAAUGUAAAUAUGCAAAUAUAUUGCCUUUUUUUUAAAGCUAUAUGAAACAGUGCUCCCUUGUAUGUUAAAUCAAAGUAAACAUAAAAAGAAACAGAUAGUGUAAAACUAAUAGCAAACAACUUAUUUGUUUUCUUGCAAAAUUAGCACUUCUCAGUGUAGCCCCUGCGUAGAGCUAGAUAGGGGAGUAGACAUGCUGAGUACAUUCUGCCUCUUCUGAGCAUGGGACUUCCUGUCUCUCUAGCUUUCAAUGAUUAGUAAACCAGCUCAUUUUACUCUAGUAGAUGUAUGAUAUCAAGCUAGAUAAGCCUUUCUAUAGAGACCGUAGCCCCUUUAUAGGGCUGUGACAAGAGGUAAUGGUCACUGAACAAAUUAUUUUUUUUAUUACAACAAUAAAAACAGACUGUUUUAUAUCCCUGUAAGUCAUCAAAAAUAAUGAUAUAAUGUCCUAGAAGGGAUGCAUUUAUGUCAAUGCAACAUUUCAAGGUCUCUUUAAAGAGACAUAUCUAUUUUUUCUAUCAUGUGGAUGAAAAAAACAUGUUAACAUUUCAGGUGAAACUAACAGUAAGUUCAUGAUUGUUUAGAAAGGAGUCCUGUGUCUACUCCCACAGAACAAAAAUGGGUUUGUUCAUCACAUAAAUAUAAUUUUUUCAAAAAACAAAGCUCUGUAAUAUAUUUUUGAAACAGUUUUUUAAUAAAACAGAAAAAAAAUUA